CACAUGGGAAAAGGUACGUAAUUGGGAAACGACCAAGACCCCAUCGACCAUUAUAAAUCUAACGACUUGCCUAAAAGCCAUAUAUGCUUGAUCUUAAAUUUCAGUUGGAUUUGCUGCAUGAUAUCUUCAUUUGCAUAUUUCCAAAACCAUAGCAAACUAGCUUCUUAAUUUGUCCAUUCAACCCCUAGCCUACUUAUACUCCAUCUUGUAGCGGUUGUAGUUAACAUAUGUACUCUGUCGUAAUUUCAAUAAGCUCCUCAUUCAAGAUCAUUCAGAGUUCAGAAAAUCUUGUACGCAUCAUAACUUAGUAAGCUUAAGUUAUGAUGGAUUCUGAUGAACCCAUUCAAAAAAUAGAGACCUCAGAUGACGAGUCAAUCAACCUUACAGGGUAUCAUAUUUUUUUUAAUAUCUCUAACAGGUUUUUCCAUUUUUUUUUCCUUUUAAAAUUAAAACAAAGGAUUUUUGCAUCAGAUCAAUAUGGUUGUUCCAAAUAGGAUUUUAUUUUGCAUGUUUAAUUCUUGUGUAUUAAUUGUUCAGCAUGUCAGGUGAUGAAAUUAUAAAGCUUGCGAAGUAUGGCAACAGAGAUGGAAGAGAUAGAUUAAACUGGUUCAAACUAUUGAUUGAAUUUAGCAAAUUUAUUGAGAUUGCAAUUUUGAUGGGCCCUAUCCUUGUGGACACUUUGUUCUUGUACGUUCCCAUCAUCAAUGAAAAUAUCAAGUGUCUCGCGUUAGACGAUAAAUUAAAGAUUAUAGCUAUUGUUUUGCGACCAUUUACGGAUCUCCCUUUUCUACUUAACCUCCUCCAUCAUGUGCUGCCUACCUGGUGCACAUCGUACAUUCUGGAAUAUCUCCUAGCUGACGUCAUACCCGAAUCCCGAAUGUAUAACAUUUUAGCUGUUCUUCCAAUUCCACAAGUUGUAAUUCUAAUUUUCCUUCCAAAAACGAGGAACUCAAGAUCUUUGAAUAUAAUGAAGUUUUUGAACUCACUUAUUCUAUUGCAAUAUGUUCCACGAGCUUAUCCAAUGUACGAAAUAUGUAAGCACUCUAACAAGGAAAUACGUGAACGUAUCAAGGAAACACGUGAACGUAUCACGGAACUUGCUUGGAGAAAGCAAAUAUGGAUUUCGGGGGUAUUAAAUUUCAUCAUGUACAUCCUUGCUAGUCAUGUACUCGGGGCAUUUUGGUACUUUUUUUCUGUUCAGCGAAAGAUAGAUUGUUGGAUCUCUACUUGUCGAAGUGAAAAUGGAUGCAACUUAAGUACUUUACAAUGUGAUAAUACUCCGUUCAAAAACGUCACACUUCUAAAUGAUUUAUGUCCAACAAAUCCACCAAAUCCAAUGGCAUACGAUUUUGGCAUAUUCGUUGACAGUCUUCAGUCUGGCAUAGUGGGAACAACAGAUUUUCCUCAAAAACUCUUGAUGUGUUUGUCGUGGGGCUUACGAAAUUUGAGUUCUUUUGGUUCAAACCUCAACUCUAGUACCAAUGCAUGGGAAAGCGUCUUUGUAAUUUCUAUUUCGAUCAGUGGCCUGCUACUAUUCAUGUAUCUGCUUGGACAUGUGCAAACAUUUAUGCAGGCAAUUAGCAGAACAUCUCAGAUAUGGCAGGGGUGGGGAGUCAUAUUUCCACGAAUACAGUUCAUGGUAUCUGAAUAUGGUCUUAAAGAGGAGGUAGAGUUUGCAAUUUGGAAAUUGGUAAUAGAAGCACUUGAAGAGGACGAAGGCCUUGCUGCAGAGAAUAUCUUCUCGUUACUUCCUUGGAGACUUCAGAUACGUUUGCAGUGCCAUCUCUUCUUGGCUACACUAACGAAAUUGCCAGGGCUUGAAAACAAGGACAGACUAGUGUUGGAUGCAAUCAUGGAGGAUCUUGAGCCAGUUAGCUAUGCUGAUGGUACCUAUAUUAUUCGAGAGGGGGAGCCACUAGAUAGGAUGCUCUUCAUCACGCAGGGCAUUGCACUUGGUUACAAGACUGGAACUACUGGUGGCGAAAGUGGCUCGUCAAGCACUACACCUAUUGCGAAAGGUGAGGUUUAUGGAGAAGAACUUAUGGCUUGGGCGGCAACAUCUACCCAAUUUUCCGGCUUACCCAUCUCAGACCAAACCGUGAAGUCCCUAUUAUCCGGCUUACCCAUCUCAGGCCAAACUGUCAAGUCCUACGGAGAAGUUGAAGUCUUUGCAAUCAGGGCUGACAGAUUAAAAAUUAUUGUCUCUAAGUUCUCGACGCAUUUCAACACAGAGGAUAUUACUAUGGUGUAAAUAACUAGUAACUAGAUUUUUAAUUCAAAAUUUUUAUAUAUUCAGCUAUUUUUCAAAUUUAAAGAAUUUAAACGUCAUCUACUUUCCUCAACAUUAGCAAAACACAAGAAUACCUGUCAGGUUCAAUUGUACCACAAUUGUAAUAGAGAAAGCUCUUUAGGUGAGUUUCAAUGGCUGUUACAGUCGUAAUGAAGGUUUAAGCAGCAA
This is a messenger RNA of Pyrus x bretschneideri (Chinese white pear), 2458 nucleotides long. RefSeq names its product cyclic nucleotide-gated ion channel 1-like. The transcript is spliced from 6 exons. The record is from RefSeq and is a predicted model, not a curated record. The coding region runs from base 539 to 2251 and encodes 570 amino acids. NCBI's taxonomy places the organism in Eukaryota, Viridiplantae, Streptophyta, Magnoliopsida, Rosales, Rosaceae.